Molecule: messenger RNA, 1808 nt
Organism: Hemicordylus capensis (graceful crag lizard)
Lineage: Eukaryota; Metazoa; Chordata; Lepidosauria; Squamata; Cordylidae
Product: solute carrier family 2, facilitated glucose transporter member 5-like
Exons: 14
Coding region: 251-1735 (494 amino acids)
Biological process (GO): monosaccharide transmembrane transport
Cellular component (GO): membrane
Molecular function (GO): hexose transmembrane transporter activity
Source: RefSeq, a predicted model, not a curated record
UGGCCACUCAGACUUCCAGACAGCUGCCAUGUGUUUGCAAAGGUCAAGACUUUGUGCCUCAUCUCAGCUCGCAACUGUCAACAGCUUCCCUCGGAACCUUCCGGCAUCCUUCUCCUGCUUGACUCUCACAGUGCCAUUAUCUUUCCAAGUAACUUACUUCAAGAGUAAACGGGGCUUGGCUGACUUCUCCCUUACUCACCAGUCGAGAAAGCUACGCUCAAUCUGAUUUCUGACUCCUUUGAGAGAACUCAUGGAAACAGAAAAUGAGACAGAAGAGGCAACACUCAAGAAAAGGGUCCUCACAAGACCUCUUCUUCUGGCUACGCUGGUUCCCUGCCUUGGAUCUAUGCAAUAUGGUUACAACAUCUGGGUCAUCAACUUCCCAGCUGUGAUCAUGCUAGACUUCUACAAUGGCACUACCACAGACGAGAAUGUGGUUGAUGUACACCAACAUCUUCUCUGGGUCCUGAUGAUGAUCGCCAUUGCUUUGUUCCCAUUUGGAGGUUUUGUUGGGACCUUUCUGCUUGGCCCCCUGAUGGAUAAAUGUGGCAGGAAACGCACCUUGCUGCUAAGUAACGUGUUGUCAUUGAUCUCUUCUGUCAUCUUGGGUUGUUCCAAAUUAGUAGAUGCCCAUGAAUUCUCCAUGUUUUCACGCUUUGUUGCUGGAAUAUGUUCAGGCAUGUUCUCAAGCGCUGUCCCCAUCUGCCUCGCAGAGAUCUCCCCAAAAUAUCUGAGGGGAGCCAUCAACACAGUGGCCAUACUCUUUCUCACCUUGGGCAUCCAGUUGGGUCAGAUCUUUGCUCUUGAGGAAGUCCUCGGGAACACUAAAGGCUUUCCAAUACUGAUGAGUUUUUCUAUGAUCCUGGCAUUAUUUGACAUCUUCCUACUGCCUCUCUUCCCUGAAAGUCCUAGGUAUCUACUGAUUCAGAAGAGGAAUGAAGAGCAAGCAAGGGAAGUCUUGAAGAAACUAAGAGGCCAGGUUGAUGUGGAGGAUGAGAUUGAAGAACUCCGCCUGGAGGACACUGCUGAGAGGGCAGAAAAGAAUAUGAACAUUUUUAAACUUCUGUGUUUACGAAGCCUGCGAUGGAAACUCCUCUCCAUUUUUAUAUUGAUGAUCGGCCAGCAGUUUGCUGACAUCAAUGCAGCAUACCUUUACGCAGAGAAAAUAUACCUGGCUAUGGGAGUACAAGAACACAUGUUCCCAUACGUUGGUGCAGGACUGGCCACUAUUUUCCUUGUUGUGAACAUGGUGACGAUUUAUUUCAUCGAUUCGCUGGGACGGAGGACUCUGCUUCUUGCUGGCCUUUCGAUCUGCUGUGCAUGCGCUGUGGUGUUGUCCGUGAGCAUCAAACUUCAGGAGACCCUCACAUGGCUGUCUUAUAUCAACGCAGGUUUGGUAAUUACUUUCGUUGCUGCACACAUCACUGGACCAACUACUGUUCCAAACCUUCUGACGACGGAAUUCUUCCUUCAGUCGUCUCGUGUGUCCGGCGUCAUAUUUGCGGGAUCUGUGUACUGGAUAUGCAAGUUUAUUAUUGGACUGACGUACAUAACUAUUCGGAAAAAAGUUGGGCCCUACGGCUUCCUCGUCUUCUUGCCAAUCCCCUUUGUUGCCUUGGUUUAUAGUUACAAAUAUAUCCCGGAAACAAAGAACAAGACCUUUUUGGAUAUCAGAAGACUCAUGGCAGUUCACGUACCCAAGAAGAUCCUGGCUAGGAAGCAGACAAACAGUUAGAAGCUUUGGAGGCAUUUUGUGUGUGCAAUGUUUUAUUUCAUAAUAACAAUAAAAGGUACAGAUUGCAAUAGAA